Messenger RNA from Dreissena polymorpha, 762 nucleotides. RefSeq names its product tigger transposable element-derived protein 6-like. Bases 1 to 762 code for a protein of 253 amino acids. Lineage: Eukaryota; Metazoa; Mollusca; Bivalvia; Myida; Dreissenidae. The record is from RefSeq and is a predicted model, not a curated record. The transcript has a single exon. Gene Ontology annotation, molecular function: nucleic acid binding.
AUGCGGAGGAAAGGAUGCAAGAUCCUGUUAUUCCUGGACAACGCUGCGUCCCAUACCGCCAACAUGAACCUGAGCCACGUCCAGUUGAGCUUUCUUCCGGCCAACACUAUGUCCGCCCUGCAGCCACUGGACCAGGGAGUUAUUAGAGCGUUCAAUUUUGUCUACAGGAGGUUCAUGCUGCGAGUGCUGCUGACCACAAUUGAGGUGACUGACGACGCUGCCAGUGUUUGUCGCUCAUUGAUGAUCCUGGACGCCAUCAAGUGGGCAGUUAAGGCGUGGCAGGCAACACAAGCUUCAACGAUCCAGAAGUGUUUCAGAGCCUGUGGAUUCACAGCGGAGACCACAGAGACCAGUGACAACGAGUUCCCCGACAACAAUAUGCUUCUCACAGACCUGGUCCUGCAUUUCCAAUUCCAGUUGGAUGAGCUCACAUCUCUUGACACGGACGUCGAGCCUCAUUACUCCGAGUUGGAAGCAGGCAACGUCAACUGCUAUAGAGAGAACGCUGCCGCAACCGCCGCUGCCGCCGCCGAUUCCGCCGCCACCGCUGAUGAUGUGGACCAGACUCAAGAGGAAAAGCUGGAAGUGCCUCCAGUGACUCUUAAAGAGAUCCGCGACUUUGUUCUCCGUCUCCAACAGUACAGACAUGAGACGGAUGGCGACGUCCUGGCAACUGCAGACACCCUCAGCAACAGUUCUGAGAUUAAGAUCGUGAAGCAGAAAUGUGUACUGAAACAGAGAGUGAUCUCAGACUUUUUUUAG